Messenger RNA from Penicillium griseofulvum, 2172 nucleotides. RefSeq lists its product as uncharacterized. The transcript is spliced from 3 exons. NCBI's taxonomy places the organism in Eukaryota, Fungi, Ascomycota, Eurotiomycetes, Eurotiales, Aspergillaceae. The record is from RefSeq and is a predicted model, not a curated record. The coding region runs from base 1 to 2172 and encodes 723 amino acids.
AUGCAACAUGCUGAUUCUGAUGAUCCCCACGAGGAAAAUGAGAAUGAAAAUGACAAUGAAAAUGAAAAUGCGGAUGCCAAUGCCGUCUCAAAUCCAGAGACUCCUCGCACUCGGCGUCCGCGGCAUCCUCGGACUGUUCCUGAGUCUUCGCGGACCACCCGGCAGUCAGCAAGACUGAAGCCGGAUGGGGAUGGCGUCUAUGAAGAAGAUGCCUCGCCAACCAAGGCCGUUGAUAAUCAAAUCACCGAGCCAGAUGAUGACAUGGAGUCUCAUUACGAUGAGGAAUUCAAGUCCGAACCCCCAUUUCAAAAAACAUCGCAAUCUCCUGAACCUCGCAUGGUUGCUUCAGCCCCCGUGUCGCCUGGAGCAACUCAAAUUGAUCCUGCUGAUGCCAUGGUCGAUGAAAUGAACAAUAACAUGAACAAUAUCUCUGAGCCAGCCAAAGCAAAGGCUGAAGACACUCCCGUCGGCCAGAGUCCCAAGAUUUCACAUAUUGAACAAGCACCAUUCAGUGCAGUAUCUUCACCCCGACUUGCGCGCAAGCGCAAGUCAGCUGAAUUGCAAAAUGAAAACCCGGAUAUUGAUUCAGAAGAUACAAUGAACAAAAAGCUGCGAAUUGACGAGACUGAACUCGAAGAGACUCCAGAAAGCCAGUUUCAAAAUGGCAUGGAGGUUGAUACUCAAAAUGAAACAUCUCCCGAGGAUAUCCCUAUUCCUUCAGAAGAAUUCGACCCCCCUGCUUACAACGCUACUGUUCGGGGAGGCCGUGGAGGCCGAGGAGCGCGUGGGGGUCGCGGUCGAGGACGUGGCCGUGGCCGUGGUCGCGGCGGCCGCGGUGGAUUUGUCGGCCCAAUUCGACCUGCAGCAGUUACCAAGACUCGAGGUGGUCGAGGACGUGGACGUGCCAAGGCCGCCAUCAUCAAACGCGGCAAGAAAAUCGAAGAUGAGAUCUGGGACGUCGCCGAAAAUUGGCGUGGUCCCACCCCUUCACCUACUCCGGAAUCAAUGCCGACAAAAGCUCGCCAGGAGGAAAUGUCUGCGCUCUUCAAGAAAGUUGGGCAAGCCCAACAUAUUGCGCUGAGUUUCAUGGCGGAGCAGAACAUGAAUAAGAUUGCUCGCGAGAAAAAUGCUCACAAAGAAUGUCCUGAAUUCGACCAAGUCCAGCGGGAUCUGGACAGGUACGAACGCAAGGCAAUUGAGAGACUGAACAACGAGUACAAGAUGAACACCGAGUUGGAGACUCAAAAGUAUGAGGGCAAUAUUCACGUCAUCAAAGACACCGCGAAUCUGCUCAUUGGGGAAAUUCAAGAGGAGAUGCUUACGAUGCUUAUGGGCAAGAUGAUGGCCCUAAUCCAGGGCCGCAGGGUGGCCGAAGAUGAUGAACACACUGAGUACGAUACAUCGGACUCCGAACAAUCCGUGAAGCAAUUCCUUUUCCGCGACGGCGAGACGGCGGUAAGACAGGUGGAGCGUGGCUUUGCAGCUGAAGUAGUUCGAGACCCGGAGGGAGCAGUGGACUUUGUGGCGGCGGAGGAGGGAUGGGAGGAUUUCGUCCAGAGGGUACGGAUGGGCCGAUUGAAUGAGGAGAUUGCACCAACAGAAAUCAAUGAUGAAGAGGCUCUGCGAAUGUGCGCCAAGGAUGCCUUCGGCAGCAUGCUCCAUGCUGCCACCUUCAUCAACGAGCAGGAGGCAUCCGGCAAGAUCGUCAGCUACGACGGCGCCGCAGAUUUCCCGGUGCACUCACGUGCACUGUCAGUUCUGGCAGAUGCGGCUCUGACCGAGCCCCUGCCCCAGCAUCUUCCAAUGAUGCGAACUGACCCCGGGACCCACCAUCGUGCUCUCCUCCCUCAGCCCACCCACACCCACCCUGGCCCCCCUCCCUCCUCCAUCCACGGCCACGGGCCAACAGACCCGCGGUCCUUCAUCCUCCCGCGGCCCACCCCAACCCAGCAGCCGCGGCGCCUUCUCCCCGCCCGCCAGCAGCUGGGUUUGGGGCUGGGCCUGCCGGACCCGUUCGCAAUGAACGGGCCGCCGCAGCUCCCUCCUCCCCCGGGCUCGAACUUCGCGCGUCUGCCGUUGCCGGGCUACAUGCCCCAGGGCCACGCGCCCUCCCUGUACUUCCCGCCGCCGCCGCCCGGAUCGCACCCCCCACCCCCGCCGCGCGGGUACUAG